Messenger RNA from Lates calcarifer (barramundi perch), 2861 nucleotides. Its product is annotated as protein NLRC3. The coding region runs from base 270 to 2861 and encodes 863 amino acids. The record is from RefSeq and is a predicted model, not a curated record. The transcript is spliced from 9 exons. NCBI's taxonomy places the organism in Eukaryota, Metazoa, Chordata, Actinopteri, Centropomidae.
UCGCUAUCGCGUGCAGCCCACGUCACACCCUGCUCUCGUUUUCGCGGGUAAAGACAACCAGAAACAGGAACACAGUCAGAAUUGGCGGGAGAAGCUAGUGACGUAGGUGUUGUAAUGUGAAACUUGUGACAACGCGAUCGCAUUCACACCUGUGUUCGGUGUGGGCACUAUCACAGGGGGUUUGGCCGAUCGGAUCGCAAUCCUUCAGGGCGUCUUGGGGAUGAAGGUAGAAAGUGUGUGUGAGCUGAUGUGGAUGUGAACUGAGCAGCAUGAAUCAGUGUGAGGACAGAGAGGAGGGAGUCCCUCCCUCUAAAACCACUCUGUGUGGGGAACAUGAGAGCCAGACCAAGGCUCAGAGCCCUGACCCUGGACCCAGCUGUGUGUCCUUCAAGAGUGACAGGUCAAAUGAUCUCUACAUUGAUUUUAAAGCCUCUGCUGCAAAGAGGAGGAAACUCAAGUGUAGUGACUGGUGUAUGGAUUAUACCAUGUCCUUCAUAGAUGAACGUCACAAUGUUGAUCAAAGCAGGAUCUAUGGCAGACCAGGCUCCGCUGAAUCUGGACGCAGCUGUGUGUCCUUCAAGAGUGACAGGUCAAAUGAUCUCUACAUUGAUUUUAAAGGUAGACAACCCUCUGCUGCAAAGAGGAAACUGGAAAAACCUGGACCCAGCUGUGUGUCCUUCAAGAGUGACAGGUCAAAUGAUCUCUACAUUGAUUUUAAAGGUAGACAACCCUCUGCUGCAAAGAGGUUAAACCAGAAAACAUCAGAAGUUGCCAGUGGUCAGUCUGCCCAGCAACAUCAAACACACCUCGACUCCAUAUUUAAGCUGCUGGAGGAGGACAUUGUCACUUUUGUGAAGAAGGAUCUGAAGAAGAUCCAGAAGGUUCUGAGUCCAGAUUACCCAGAAUGCUUAGAGAGUCAGAGGGAGGAUGAGGAGGUGUUGGACAGUGAGGAUGAAGAGCAGAGGAGGAGCAGCAGAGAGGCAUUUCUGAAGAUCACACUGAACUUCCUGAGGAGAAUGAAGCAGGAGGAGCUGGCUGACUGUCUGCACAGCAGAUACAUUGCUCCACUUUGUCAACAUAAAUUCAAGUCUAACCUGAAGGAGAAGUUCCAGUGUGUGUUUGAGGGGAUCGCUAAAGCAGGAAACCCAACACUUCUGAAUCAGAUCUACACAGAGCUCUACAUCACAGAGGGAGGGACUGGACAGAUCAAUGAUGAACAUGAGAUCAGACAGAUUGAAACAACAUCCAGGAAACUACACAGACCAGAAACAACCAUCAGACAAGAAGAGCUCUUUAAAGCCUCACCUGGAAGAGAUGAACCAAUCAGAACAGUGAUGACAAAGGGAGUGGCUGGCAUCGGGAAAACAGUCUUAACUCAGAAGUUCACUCUGGACUGGGCUGAAGACAAAGCCAACCAGGACAUACACUUCACAUUUCCAUUCACUUUCAGAGAGCUGAAUGUGCUGAAAGAGAAAAAGUUGAGCUUGGUGGAACUUGUUCAUCACUUCUUUACUGAAACCAAAGAAGCAGGAAUCUGCAGGUUUGAAGAGUUCCAGGUUGUGUUCAUCUUUGACGGUCUGGAUGAGUGUCGACUUCCUCUGGACUUCCACAACACUGAGACCCUGACUGAUGUUACAGAGUCCACCUCAGUGGAUGUGCUGCUGACAAACCUCAUCAGGGGGAAACUGCUUCCCUCUGCUCGCCUCUGGAUAACCACACGACCUGCAGCAGCCAAUCAGAUCCCUCCUGAGUGUGUUGACAUGGUGACAGAGGUCAGAGGGUUCACUGACCCACAGAAGGAGGAGUACUUCAGGAAGAGGUUCAGAGAUGAGGAGCAGGGUAACAGGAUCAUCUCCCACAUCGAGACCUCACGAAGCCUCCACAUCAUGUGCCACAUCCCAGUCUUCUGCUGGAUCACUGCUUCAGUUCUGGAGGAUGUGUUGAAAACCAGAGAAGGAGGAGAGCUGCCCAAGACCCUGACUGAGAUGUACAUCCACUUCCUGGUGGUUCAAUUCAAACUGAAGAACAUCAAGUAUGAUGGAGGAGCUGAGACAGAUCCACACUGGAGUCCAGAGAGCAGGAAGAUGAUUGAGUCUCUGGGGAAACUGGCUUUUGAGCAGCUGCAGAAAGGAAACCUGAUCUUCUAUGAAUCAGACCUGACAGAGUGUGGCAUCGAUAUCAGAGCAGCCUCAGUUUACUCAGGAGUGUUCACACAGAUCUUUAAAGAGGAGAGAGGACUGUACCAGGACAAGGUGUUCUGCUUCGUCCAUCUGAGUGUUCAGGAGUUUCUGGCUGCUCUUCAUGUCCAUCUGACCUUCACCAACUCUGGACUCAAUCUGCUGUCUGAAUCAAGAUCAACCUCCCAGAAGUCUGAAACAAGAAUAGAUGAAUCUGUAGAGACACUCUUCUACCAGAGUGCUGUGGACAAGGCCUUACAGAGUCCAAAUGGACACCUGGACUUGUUCCUUCGUUUCCUCCUGGGUCUUUCACUGCAGACCAAUCAGAUUCUCCUACAAGGUCUGCUGACUCAGACAGGAAGUGGCUCACAGACCAAUCAGGAAACAGUCCAGUACAUCAAGAAGAAGAUUGAAGAGACUCCCUCUGCAGAGAAAAGCAUCAACCUGUUCCACUGUCUGAAUGAACUGAAUGAUUGUUCUCUAGUGGAGCAGAUCCAACAGUACCUGAGUUCAGGAAGUCUCUCUACAGAUAAACUGUCUCCUGCUCAGUGGUCAACUCUGGUCUUCAUCUUACUGUCUUCUGAAAAAGAUCUGGACGUGUUUGACCUGAAGAAAUACUCUGCUUCAGAGGAGGCUGUUCUGAGGCUGCUGCCAGUGGUCAAAGCCUCCAACAAAGCUCUGUAA